This is a messenger RNA of Trichophyton benhamiae CBS 112371, 1200 nucleotides long. RefSeq lists its product as uncharacterized. Gene Ontology annotation, molecular function: protein kinase activity; ATP binding. Gene Ontology annotation, biological process: spliceosomal complex assembly; regulation of mRNA processing; protein phosphorylation. Lineage: Eukaryota; Fungi; Ascomycota; Eurotiomycetes; Onygenales; Arthrodermataceae. Bases 1 to 1200 code for a protein of 399 amino acids. The transcript has 4 exons. The record is from RefSeq and is a predicted model, not a curated record.
AUGUCUGGAGUUCCUUUUCGGCUACCUGCUGGUAUUAUUAUGUCCCGGCUCCUCGCAUUGCCAAAUACCCUCCGUGUCUUGAUGCCCAUUCCCCUAUUCCACCCUGGGCCAGCAGCAAUCAGGACCAUGGCUUCGGCAUCUCACGCACCUCCACGCAGAUUCCCUUCGUCGGAGUUUGUGACUAUUGAUCCAAAGCUGAAGGUAGAGGAGGAGGAACUGCCCUCCUAUGUGCCAGGAGACUUUUACCCAGUUACGAUUGGUGAGGUCUUCAUCGAGAGAUACCAAGUAGUGACUAAACUUGGCUUUGGUAUAUCGUCUACAGUGUGGCUUUGCCGGGACCUUGUAAUAUACUAUAUGCGGGCAUGCGGUGACUUCAAGAUGACCAACUUUCCUGUUAGGAGUCAUCGAUAUCUAUCUCUCAAAGUAUGCACUUCACACAAACGGCAAAAUAAUGAGAUUUCCAUUUGCAACCAUCUCAAGGCAAGCAACAUCGAACACCCCGGAACACCGUUUGUUCGCAUGAUACUUGAUUCUUUCAAUAUCAUGGGUCCAACGGGGAACCAACACCAGUGCUUGCUUUACAAACCACUUGGGAUGAGCUACACAGCAUUCCUUGACAUGUUUCCCGGCAAGCAGAUGCCUGAGACCCUAGUUCAAAGGAGCAUGCAGUUGAUACUCUUGGGGCUAGACUAUCUACAUAAAGCCAAGGUUGUCCACACAGACAUAUCUACAAAUAACAUCCUCCAAGGGAUCACUGAUCUUACAGCCCUUUCUGAAAUUGAAGAUGGUGAAGCCAACCAGCCAAUCGCUAGAAAGGUUCUUGAUGAUCGCACGAUCUUUGUCUCGCGACCCAUGCCGAUAAAUACGGGAUUACCUGUUCUCUGUGACUUCGGUGACGCGCGCAUCGGUGACAAGCACAAGGGUGAUAUUAUGCCAGGGAUUUACAGGGCCCCGGAGGUUAUUCUGGAUAUGGAAUGGGAUUCUAAAGUGGAUAUUUGGGCAGCCGGCCUCACAACCUGGGAUCUCCUCGAAACGGGAACUCUUUUUUUCGCAAGAAAAGACGGCCUACUGAAUGAUGAACAGCACCUAGCUGAGAUGGUGUCACUUCUUGGGCCUCCGCCUCUCGAGUUCAUAAGACGAAGCAGCAAAUGCCUUCAGUACUGGGAUGAAAACGGUAUGAUCAUAACCCAGCAAUUGUAA